Xyrauchen texanus (razorback sucker) is the source of this 7418-nucleotide messenger RNA. Its product is annotated as beta-adrenergic receptor kinase 2-like. The transcript is spliced from 21 exons. The record is from RefSeq and is a predicted model, not a curated record. NCBI's taxonomy places the organism in Eukaryota, Metazoa, Chordata, Actinopteri, Cypriniformes, Catostomidae. Gene Ontology annotation, molecular function: ATP binding; G protein-coupled receptor binding; G protein-coupled receptor kinase activity. Gene Ontology annotation, biological process: G protein-coupled receptor signaling pathway; regulation of signal transduction; protein phosphorylation. The coding region runs from base 1189 to 3255 and encodes 688 amino acids.
UCAUCUGUAGGUUACAGUAGAGCGAUAUUUCAACCGUUCUUGCUUGUACGUAGCACAUAUCUCGUUUUAUUUACAUUAACUAGCUGACGAACACAUUUUAAGAAGCAUUGCACAUAGCAAUGGUCUUAAACGCAGAUUUGAGUUCAAACAUAAAUGUAUUAAUUGAUUAUUAGACUUAAUUUUUAGCCCUUUAAUUAGAUGUGAAAUAGGAGCUUCAUUGCAAGACCAAAGAAAGAGGAAGAGGGAGAGAUCUCAAUCAAGCCACAAAACUGAGAUGUGUUUGUGAUAUGACUAGGAUAGAUAAAAAUAUGCAUAUUUCGAUCUUUAACUCAUACUUAACCUGAUCGACUGGCUUCUUGCAUCUUUUUUGGAUAUUCAGGAGAUAAUCCUACCCGUGUCGCAUUGAUAGCCAUUAUUUAUGUUUCUCCAACCAUUGGGCUUCAGAUUUCCUCCAUCUUUCUGCCUUGUAAGAAGAAGAGGAUACAUGUCAUCGUUAUUUGCUUGUUUACUCUUAGCUAAUUAAACAGGGAACCGCUGCAAAAUAUCGGCGCAUGCAAGUCGUCCACUUUCACCCUUUUUGCGAUUUUUCAGGGAGCUGGUUUGCUUUUUAUAUUUUAAUAUCUUAAAGAUAUUACCUCGUUAAGGCGUUGUUUUCUAUACCAACGUGAUUAUUGAUUUUAACGGGAUUGCGUUGGUUUGGGCGCAGUUGUUUUUGAUUAAAGGAGAUUUUCUUGACGUUGUGGGGAUUGAUCUUAUUAUUUUGGAAAUUUCCGGACCUGACGGGGAUGCCAUGCACAUCUAUUGUUCCUCUCCAAAACAAUAAGCUAUUUCUGCUGCUAUAGCGGACCUGAGGGCGACGUUGCUUCAACGAUAACGACCCUGUUAGAUUUUCCAUUUUGAGUUUUUUUUGUUUGUUUUGUUCUUCUUCACUUUUCGACUGUUAUCAGACACAAUGGCUGAUUUCUGAGAGACUGCUGGAGAAACGCGACAAUAAAAGGAAAUUAUAAAUAAAACCCGAUGUUCGCGCCUUUCUCGCGCAUCAUCAUCAUAACCACCACCGCCACAGCUCCCGCGCUCGUCUCGUUCUGAGUCCACCCUCCUGCGCGCCGCCGCUCCCCGCGCGCGCGCAUCACCUCACGUUUGGUUCUGGUACCGUUAGCGACUCGGUUCGACCCAGAGGGCUUGAAGAUGGCGGACCUAGAAGCGGUGCUCGCCGAUGUCAGCUACCUGAUGGCGAUGGAGAAGAGUAAAUCUACUCCAGCGGCCCGGGCGAGCAAGAAAAUCAUCCUUCCCGAACCCAGUAUUCGAAGUGUUAUGCAGAAGUACCUGGAUGAAAGGAAUGAACUGACCUUUGACAAAAUCUUCAACCAGAAGAUUGGUUUCCUCUUGUUCAAGGAUUUCUGCAUGAACGAGAUAGAUGAGGCCGUUCCGCAGCUGAAGUUUUACGAAGAGAUUAAAGAGUACGAGAAGUUAGACUCGGAAGAGGAGAGGCUAACUCGCAGUAGACAGAUUUACGACAUCUACAUAAUGAAGGAGCUUCUGUCGUGUUCACAUCCCUUUUCUAAGAAGGCAGUAGACCAUGUCCAGACUCACCUAGCAAAGAAACAAGUUCCUCCCAAUCUCUUUCAGCCAUACAUUGUUGAAAUCUGUGACAGUCUUCGAGGAAAGAUCUUUCAGACGUUUAUUGAAAGUGACAAGUUUACUCGUUUCUGCCAGUGGAAGAAUGUAGAACUGAAUAUCCAUUUGACAAUGAAUGACUUCAGUGUGCAUCGGAUCAUCGGCAGGGGAGGUUUUGGAGAGGUGUACGGAUGUAGGAAGGCGGACACAGGGAAAAUGUAUGCCAUGAAGUGUUUGGAUAAAAAACGUAUCAAAAUGAAGCAGGGAGAAACGUUGGCGCUCAAUGAGAGAAUCAUGCUGUCAUUGGUCAGCACCGGGGACUGUCCUUUCAUAGUGUGUAUGACGUAUGCCUUCCACACCCCUGAUAAACUGUGUUUCAUCCUGGACUUGAUGAAUGGUGGAGACCUCCACUAUCACCUGUCUCAGCACGGGGUCUUCAGCGAGAAGGAUAUGCGUUUUUAUGCAGCUGAGAUCAUCCUCGGCCUUGAACACAUGCACAAUCGAUUCGUCGUCUACAGAGACCUCAAGCCUGCGAAUAUCCUCUUAGAUGAACACGGACAUGUUCGUAUCUCUGACCUGGGCCUGGCCUGCGAUUUCUCCAAGAAAAAGCCUCAUGCCAGCGUGGGUACCCAUGGAUACAUGGCACCUGAGGUUCUGCAGAAAGGAACAGCGUACGACAGCAGCGCCGACUGGUUCUCUCUGGGCUGCAUGCUGUUCAAACUCUUGCGAGGGCACAGUCCAUUCAGACAGCACAAGACCAAAGACAAACACGAGAUCGACCGAAUGACACUUACCAUGAAUGUGGAGUUACCUGACUCCUUCUCACCUGAACUAAAAUCCCUCUUGGAAGGACUCUUACAUAGAGAUGUCGCCAAAAGAUUGGGCUGUCUGGGACAAGGAGCAUCAGAGGUGAAGGAGCAUUUGUUCUUUAAAGGAAUCGAUUGGCAGCAGGUCUAUCUCCAGAAGUACACCCCACCCCUAAUUCCCCCCAGAGGAGAGGUCAACGCUGCGGACGCCUUUGACAUUGGCUCCUUUGACGAGGAGGACACCAAGGGAAUUAAGCUGCUGGACAGUGAUCAGGAGCUCUAUAAGAACUUUCCGCUGGUGAUCUCCGAGCGCUGGCAGCAGGAGGUGGCCGAGACGGUAUACGAUGCUGUCAACAGCGACACAGAUAAAAACGAGGCUCGCAAGAGGGCCAAAAACAAACAGCAGGGCCACGAGGAAGACUACGCACUGGGGAAGGACUGUAUCAUGCACGGAUACAUGCUCAAGCUAGGAAGCCCUUUCCUGACACAGUGGCAGCGGCGAUAUUUCUACCUAUUCCCCAAUCGCGUUGAGUGGAGAGGUGAAGGAGAGUCCAGGCAAAACCUGCUGACCAUGGAGCAGAUCGUGACUGUGGAGGAGACGCAGACUAAGGACAAAAAGUGCAUCCUGCUGAGGAUCAAAGGAGGAAAGCAGUUUGUCCUGCAGUGCGAGAGUGACCCAGAGUUUGUACAGUGGAAGAAGGAGCUUACCGAAGCUUUCACAGAGGCCCAGAAUCUGCUGCGUCGUGCCCCCAAAGUCAUCUGCAAGGGGCGAACCAACAUGGUGGAACUGUCCAAACCUCCGCUCAUGCACCGCAACAGCAAUGGCCUGUGAGCCGCCUCCUCCCCACCACCCUUCUCUGCCACUCCUCCCCACCACUCUUCUCCAUCCUUUUCGUCAACACACACAUGAGCACGCGCUCACACUCUCAUCUCUCCAUGUAAGCACUUGUCCAGCACCAUUAGGCUUCCCAACAUGCACCUAAAGAGACAGUGGGCCACCACAUGGAAGGUUCUGCUGGAUUUUUACCCUGCUGUUCCUCAAUGUUUGUCAAUCAGAUCUACAUGCACACACCUAUAUACACAGUUUCUUGCAACUUGACAUGUUGGGGUUAUCUACACAGCAGAAUAACAUCAAAGAACAAUUAGUGAUGUUAAUGCUGAUUUUUGGACAUUGUUUUGAUAAGAGGCCAGAAGUGCAGGCUGGGAUACUACAACAUGUCAUGCUUUCCUUCUGUGAUGCCCAAUGUUCUCGCCCUGCAGAGCCUGGGCAAAGUCCUUGCACAUGCAGACAUACAUGUGAAGACUGCAAAGCGAGGUUGCAAGAACCUGAAUCAGUGUCCACUUGGAAUCUCUUUCCCAAGUGACAGCAUGCUAGAGCUGGACAAUAUCAGUACCUCUUCUGGUGGAAGUUAUAUCCCUUUCGCCUCUGGGGGUUUCGUCCAGAGCUGAGGGAAACUAGAGCCAUGCAGCCUGAGAGAUCUAAUCAAAUGGAAACCAUCUCUGAAAAGAUGAUGACUGGAUAGAUAUCACUCCUGUUGUCUUCUCCAUGUCAUUUUUGUGGGAACGCCAAGGCCACCUCACUGACUGUGCCAUUCGCAAAGCAAAUGCUUUGUACCACUCUCUGUCAUCAUUGUGGGUUCAUGGAGUCUCCAGUCUUGCCGUUUCUGCUUGAUGGAAUCAAAAACAGGCUUCUUUUUGUGGACUAUGGUGGAACCCAACCCCUGUUCCGUAUAUGUUUAAAAAGUCUGGUUUUCGACUUCCUGAAUUCUUGCUGUUAGGUUGAAGGAACUGCACUGAUGUGGAACGACGAGUGGAAGUACAGUGUAAAAAUUAGGGUGCGUCUGUUUAUUUUUUCGGUGCUUAGCCCCUGUGCAGUCCAAAUUCAGUUGUUUUUUGUGUGACCGCUCAUGUGCAUUAAUUGUGUGUAUUGUGCAUGCACACAACACAAACUAGGAGUUGUCGCUUUAAAGAGGACAGCCGGAUAUUGUCACCAGAAAGAAUUCCUUUCUUUCACCUUGAAUGUAUUUUGUUUGCUUUUCGUAUUGUUUUUUUGUUUGUUCGGUUAAGAGGUGGAGUUAUUACGCUGCUUGACAAUGGGAUGGACCUGGCGGGAUGUUUACGAAGACAUGCCCCCUUUAGAAUCCCUGAACUCCCAUUCACAGAAGUGCAAAAAGUGCCAAUGAAAAUUAACAUUUUGACUUGAGACACCUGAGAAUUCUUCAUGCCAGGCCCGCUUGACGUCAGGCCACACUUUAGACAUCACCUCAAUCUCCCUGUGAAUGCACCCAAGUACAGUGUUGGAAAUCGCAACAUGAACGCACACAGUAAAACUGAACUGCUGACCUUCUCGUUUCUCCAAUCGCUUGAAUGACUUCAGUGAACUUUGAGAAGGAGUCCAUUGGAUGCCAAUGGAUGGUGGAUGAUGCAUGAUGUCAUGGUUGGAGGGACCACUUGGGGGGGAAAGGCGACAUUGUUUAGUCUUUAAUCCAGCUGUAUAUAAGAUCCUUUCUCUGUGCAUCUACAGUAUAACCUUCUUGACAAUUUUUGCAUAUAUGGAAAAUUCUGUCUGCCUGUCUGUGUUUGUCCCUAUGUCUCAGCUUAGGGCGGGGGCAGGUGGGUUGGGCUUCACAUCUGUCAAUCAGCGGGCAUGUGCAUUCCGCAGACUGAGAGAUUUGCGUUUGCACCCCUUUUAGGACCAUUGGUGUGAAAGAGAGUAGAGUGAAUGGCUUAUCUCAUAAUGAGGUGUGAGGAGGUCAUCUGUCUCAUGUGUUUCAUUAUGCCAGUCCUUCUGAAGAUGAGAUGUGCAUCACAGCAUCACCAUUAUCCAUUCGCAGGCAGACAGACUGUUAUUUAGAGAUAGGUGUGAGAUUGUGCGUUGGCAUCCCCGCUUGAAGGUAGGAUGUUCACACACACAGGUGUUUGGGAAAAGGUGGGCUAUGGGGAUUACAAAAGAAAGACAACUUUAAAACUAUGUGUUGCAAGGCUUGAUUUGAAUAUAGUUUAAUUUUUUAUAUUGUUUUGAAUGUGAGGCAAAAUGCAGAUUUCUAUAGAUUACAUAUUUUUUGGAGGAUGUUAUGUGCAUUUAUUUUGAUUUUUUUAUUUUUUUUUGAAUGAAAAAAAAAAACAAGCAUAGCUUAACAGGCUUGAGGUGAUUUCAAAGAGUAUAAUAUUUUUUCUUUAUGUAUAUUCAGGUUAUUUUUGUUUUCAUGCAGUAAUUUUCUUUUUUGUGGCUCCUGUCCAUGCAUUUCGAGUGAUAAUUGAUUUGCAUGCGACCCUGGGUUUUGCAAAAGUUGCAGGGUUUAGGGCAUCGAUUUGUUUUUGUAGCCUUUAAGUGUCGGGGAGGUGCCAUCCCGAGGAUGUUUUAGUGCCCUUCAAGGGUUUUAUUUUGAAACCAAAAUAGCUGGUUUGAAAUAUUAUCACUGCACUUUCACUACCACACUUCAUGAGCUGAUGAAAAAAUGUGCCAAAUGACUGUAGGAGAAUGUCCUGAACCAAUGCUGUGCUCGCUAGCUCCAUUUCCGUGGAAAAAAUUGGUACGUUUUAGCAGGCGGCCAACGUUUGAGUUUGAGAAAGGGUACAAAAAUGUGACCAAAAUUCAGGUGACGUGGAACAAGUGGGCUGUGGGGCAAACAAUCUGACGUUAUUGAUGAUAUGCCUCGAAGCUACUGACUGGCGGUGAUCGUUACCACGUACAAAGUGACGAACUGCUAUAUUCUAGCCCAUAUCUUAAAGAGGGUGGCACCUCCGCAAGUCCUAAAUAUCCAUGAUUUAUUCAGGGGUUUUAUAGUUUAUUUUAAUGGUAGCUUUUCAUUCACUUUGUCAGUGUUUGCUUCAUUCAAUUGCUUGUGUGUAUAUUCCGUAGCAGUGAGAUUGUCUGGCAAACGCAGGUUUCAAAAUGGUUUCAACGUGGAACAGGACGAUAAAUAGGAAAAAAAUGAAAAAGAAACUUAACAAAAAUCAAAGUAUAUAUGUGUAUAUGAAAUUACAACAAAUGAGUUUAGGUCUAUUUAAAAGAUUUUACAGUGUAGAAACAAAAAAAAUUGACUCGGGAAGGGAUUGGGUUCGAUGUAAAUUCAACUAUUUGUGGUGAAGAAUCAGCUCCGAUCUUGCACAUAAAAGUUUAGAUAUUGUACCUACGAGUUACAGAUUAUUAUUUUUGUUUGUUUAAUACUGGAUUCUCUUGCUCUCUUUCAUAUUUAUUGUCUGGUCGGGGAGCUUGCCCCUCUGUGCGUGGGUUUACCGAGGGCACGGAGCUGACAAGAAUCCGGGGUUUACAGUAAACCGAAACUUUUUCAUGUGCCACAAACAAACGCAAAUACUACUGUCUGGGGUUAUUACCAUUAAGGUUAAGAUGAUGAUGAUGAUUAUAAUAAUUAUUGAUAAUAUUAUUCAAUGAAUGAUAAUGGUUAUUAAAAUUAUUCUCUCUUUUUUUUUUUUUUUCUGAACAGCUAGGAACAUGUGUGUUGGACUGCUUAUUAAAUCAGUUCUGAAAUAAAGGCCAAUGCCUUUUUCGUGUUGCCUUGUCUGUUGUCUUCAUGCUUUGUCUCUUUUUUUCAUAUAAAGCUGCUUCAUUUGGGCAAUUUAUUCUGUGAAAAUGGAUCUGUAGGGAUAUUUCUCAAUGACAAAGAUCAGAUUUAAGAUUUACUCUAGGAACUUAAACCUUCAUUAGGCAACUUUUAGCCAGGUUAAAGCCAUUUUGAGGGACUUAGGCGCCAGUUCUAAUCACUGGAGCUCAGUGUGAUAGAGCAGUGCAUUGUUGUUAUUAAAUAAACGUUGAGUAAACACUCUUCUCUUGGACAUCAUUUUGCACUCUGCAGCUAUAAUGAAAGCUCAUAUAAAUGAAAGGGUUCUUGAGGUUUAUUGUCCUCCACAUAUUGUAAUAAUUGUCCUCUCUCACCUCUUGUACAUGGAUAUGAAUACACUAAGAAGACUGCACUAGAUGGUGUUUCUAACUGCACUGAUUUAAGAUAGUGGCCCAUAAGUAUUUGGUAAUAA